This is a messenger RNA of Zingiber officinale, 2415 nucleotides long. RefSeq names its product DDB1- and CUL4-associated factor 6-like. Gene Ontology annotation, molecular function: protein binding. The record is from RefSeq and is a predicted model, not a curated record. Gene Ontology annotation, cellular component: Cul4-RING E3 ubiquitin ligase complex; cytoplasm. The transcript has 5 exons. Lineage: Eukaryota; Viridiplantae; Streptophyta; Magnoliopsida; Zingiberales; Zingiberaceae. Bases 848 to 2152 code for a protein of 434 amino acids.
AGCUUCACUUCAUAAUUAACUAAAGAAAUAGUAUCUCUGUUAACUUACAUCAGCUGUUUUGUAGGAAAAAAAAUAGUGAUGCCAUAUGAUGGGGCCAUGCCACUCUAGAUGGUCUUGGUUCAUGUACAAUCCAACUUGCCGUGUUGGUCUUGGGAUGAGUUGACGGAGAUAUUAAGGACGAACGUAUUCGUCUUUUGCCACAAUGUACAAUCGAGCUUGUGGCAACCCAUCGUGCUACAAAUUUAAUGAAAAAAAAUCUAAAAUAAAUUUGAAAGAAUAUUAUCAUAAUUAUAUGUUUUUUAGAUUAUAAAUAAUUGUAAAAAAUGUUAAAAAAAUAUUUGCAAUUUCUUUUAAAAAAAGUUAAGGAUAGUUUAGUAGAAUUUACGCAUGAGAUCGCUGACGACUUUGACAGCGGAUCUAAGAAUCACGACUGAAUGACUUAAACCCCGAACCACUGCCACCCUUUCCGUUGUCGAAACCCUCCCUCGCCCUGUCAUCCUCUCGACGGAGUCACCGCGUUGCGUUCCUUUGCCAUCGCCCUCUUCCGGGUGACACGGCAAGGUCCUUGACCAGUUAGCCUCUUUGAGAAUCCGGAAUGGUGAUCUUGGGGAAGCGCCAGAGGAGCUCCGGCAGCGGGAUCCUCAAUCUGUAUCAGCGCGAGGUUGGAGUCCUGUCACCCAGAAAUUUCUCGCAUCGCGCUAGGGCUUCGGAGGUGCAUGCGUCCUUUUUUUUUCACCCUCAGAUCUUUGUUUUAUUUUUAUUUAUCAUUUCGUGUAAGCAUUAAAGAUCUGGUACUGAUGAAGUUUGCACUUUCGACUAAUCUCUUACAAUAUAACAGGGAUGAUUUAUGCCAAACUCGGAAGUGGAAAUGCAAAUGCAUGUUAACAAUAGUUUGUUGUUGCUCGUGAUAAGAGUGGAGACUGAUAAGGAUUUUGUUCUGCGUUUGGGAAUUGACAGAAAACUUAACAAGCAUAAUGGUUAUGUAAAUACUGUGAGUCUCAAUGAAAAUGGGAAUAUUCUUGUAUCCGGAUCAGAUGAUGAAAUGGUAAUAUUGUGGGAUUGGGAGGUUGGGACUGUCAGGACUUCCUUCCACUCUGGACAUAAAGACAUUGUUUUACAGGCACGCUUCAUGCCAUGUACAGCUCAUCAUCAGACUAUUGUUACAUCUGCUGCAGAUGGUGAGGUAAGACUUGCACAAUUACGUGAAGGUGGCCAAGUAACUACAGAAUUGCUAGCUGAACAUGAUGAUGCUGUUCAUAAGGUAGCAUUUGAGCCGCAAAAUCCUCAUGUUCUUUAUAGUGGUGGUGAAGAUGGCAUAGUUCAGCAUUUUGACCUUAGAUGCAAAAAUUCAACAAAGUUAUUCAUAUGCAGACCGUUUAGAAGAAGACCGACUUAUACAUCAUUUGUCAAGCUUAUGGCUAUUUCAAUAGACCCAAGAAACCCAAACUAUCUUGCAGUUGCUGGUGCACAUGACUAUGCUCUGGUAUAUGACAUUCGCAAGUGCAAAUGGGAUGGAUCAACAAAUUAUGGUCUUCCAUGUGAAAAUUUCUGUCCUACACAUCUGAUUGAUCAUAGUGACGGGAUAUCAGGGUUGUGUUUUUCUGAUUCAAGUGAGCUGCUGGUCUCUUAUAUGAACGAAUAUAUCUAUCUCUUUCCAAAAGUUCAGGGUCUGGGUUCAAAUCCUGCGUCCUUACUUUCUGAUUGUGAUUCAGAAGAUAAAUCUAAUCCAGUCCUAUCUACAUCCAAUGCGAGCCUAGGGAUUAAGUUGUACAAAGGACGUUGGAGCGAACAGACUGCGAAGGAUGUGCAUUUUUUUGGACCGUAUUGUGACUAUGUGGUUAGUGGAUCAGACUGUGGUCGCAUAUUUAUUUGGAGAAAGAAAGAUGGGGUACUUUUACGUGCUAUGAAAGGUGAUACACAUGUGGUGAACUCUACUGUAUCGCACCCUUAUACCACCAUGCUUGCAAGUUCUGGAAUGGAGAAAGAUGUAAAGAUCUGGGUUCCUAACACCACUCAACCUUUCCAACUAGUAGAUCUAGAGAGUUACGAUGCGGAAGAUCUUGCAUAUGAUGAUGACUCUUAUGAUACUGACUUCAGUGAUAGCGAUGAUGACACCGAGGAAGAUGUCUUUGCUGAUGGUGUUAGUUUUUGAUGAUAGGGACGACAAUGCUCAUUUCAACAAUUCACCUUAAGUGCAAAAUAUUACUGAGUUGGACAUGAAGCCGAUCAACAGUUGUAAGCUAUUAGCGCAAAUCUAGCCGCGUAAGUAUAAUCAAUUAAUAUUUGCUGCUGAGCAAAAGUGAUCUAGAAGAUGUGCGUAUCUUAAAAUAUCUAAUAUGAAGUAUUUGAAGGCUGUUUUUUUCUGGGCAUUACAUAGUGAAAUCUAAGCAUGCAGUUUACAGAAUUAGUGAAUUA